UCUACGCCAUUUCGUGUCUAGCGGUAGCUUGAAGGUGAUCGAAUUCGGUGGAGCAGCGGGAGAGGACGGGAGGGAAUCCACGUUCUCCAGAAAAAAACCCCACCCCACUUCUCAUUUUUAGUCUUUUACUCCUGUUUUUGAAGCUCCUUUUUUCAGCCACAGCGAAUCUACCAGCAGGUUUAGGACCACAUACACGUUGCUGCCCAUAGACCUGUGAUGGUGUGGGAUUUUUGAUCACCGCAGUGAUGAACCAGCAGGGGGCGCGGUGUCGCGGUUAACUGCGAUUGAUUGUUCUGCAGACGACUGCUCUCUAGCUGCACCAGACGAUCGGCAGCCCCCCACCCCCCCACAGGCACAAUGAACUGGUCCUCGUCCUCCGCCUCCAGCCUGAUGUUCAGCAGCAACGUGACCAACAAGAACGACCCUCGCUCUCUCAAUUCCAGAGUCUUCGUGGGGAACCUCAACACCCUGCUUGUCACCAAGGCCGACGUGGAGGCCAUCUUCUCCAAAUACGGCAAGGUCGUGGGCUGCUCCGUCCACAAAGGCUACGCCUUCGUCCAGUACCUGAACGAGAGGAACGCCAGGGCGGCCGUGGGCGGCGAGGAUGGCCGCGUCCUCGCCGGACAGGCUCUCGACAUCAACUUGGCCGGAGAGCCGAAGCCUCACAGGCCGAAGACCAUGAAGCGAUCUGCAGGUGAUAUGUUCAGCUCGACUCUAGAGUUGGACUACGACUUCCAAAGAGAUUAUUACGACAGAAUGUACUCCUACCAGCCGCGAGUCCCCGCCCCACCUCCUCAGCCGCCGCUGUCCCGCGCCAUCAUCUCCUCGAAGCGUCCCAGGGUCAGUCUGAGCAGCGGAGGGAGCCGGCGAAGCAAGACGGCCUUCACCUCCUCCUGCAGGAGCAGCCAGAGGGCUUCACACACAGUGAGGAGCACCGACCUGCAGACCGUGAAGAGGGAGCUGACACAGAUCAAACACAAGCUGGACUUCCUGCUGGAGAGCCUGGAGCGCAUGGAGAAGGAGCACAACCGCAAGUUUGAGACCAGGAGCUCCAAACCGGAGCCCGGGGAGGUGUCCCCCGUCCACUCAUCCACCUCCAGUAAGAAGGAGGGCAGCCUGAAGAGAGACAGGGAGAGCCAGGAGCUGAACGACUCCGAGGAGGAUGCAGAUCUGCUGGAUGACGAAGACGAGGUGAAGAACAGACGCAGAGAGGACGACGAGGAAGAGGAGCAGGAGGAAGGGGAGGAUGACGGCAACAGUUCCAACGGAGACGAAUCCUGAAUGUGCCGCACUGAUAAACCAGUAUGUGACAGAUCUGUUCUUUCAUUUCUGCUGGAUGACCGGACAUUUGUUUUUACAUUCAGUUCACUGUAAUUGUAAACACUUUUUUCUUUACUUUUUCAUGACUGUGGAAAAAAAAAUAUUUAGACUGCUCUCAUGCUGCAGCCUGAUAUUUCUUCUUUUACCCCUGCUGUUAGCUGCAUUCUGACCAGCAGAUGGCAGCAUUUUACUGCAAAGACUUGAAGGAGAGCUUCUGUUGCGCCUCCUGUCCACGGCGUCCCCUCUCCCAAGGUGUUUCUAUUCGUCCCCCCCCCAUUUCCAGUCUGCAUGUUUGCCCCUGUUGGUCGCUCAGCUGCACAGAGGAUUGCUGGUAAACGUGUCGCCACAUUGAAACCUUUGCACACGUUCUCCUCGCUGUUCCUCGAAGUCUGAGUGAAAUAUACGGAGGCUGGCUGAACAAGCCACUUCCAUCCUUAAAUUUUCAUUACAAGUGGUCAUGCAGAUAAUCCUUCACGUGCUCUACUGUGUGUUAGUUGUGGAGAAAAGACUAAAUAAACUCUUAGAAAAAGAA
Oryzias latipes (Japanese medaka) is the source of this 1852-nucleotide messenger RNA. The record is from RefSeq and is a predicted model, not a curated record. NCBI's taxonomy places the organism in Eukaryota, Metazoa, Chordata, Actinopteri, Beloniformes, Adrianichthyidae.